AUGCUUGCGUCUGAAUGAUCCCUCAGGGGGGUUCCAGCCGUUACUCUCGACAGCUUUUGAUACAUGGAGCAGCGAGCCAGGCGAAGUUACAGUCUUCAUCGGUGCUUGUGGUUGGAGCCGGGGCCUUGGGAUGUGGAUGUCUGCCAUAUCUGGUUGGGGCGGGCGUGGGGCAGAUCACAGUGUGCGAUGGUGAUGUGGUGGAGCUGAGCAACCUGCACAGGCAGGUUUUAUUUUGUGAGCUGGACAUCGGGAGGAACAAGGCCGAGGUCGCAGCUGAACGCUUGAGAUUGUUAAACUCGGAUGUCCUUAUCUCAGCUGUCGCCCAGCAUUGCGGCUUCAGAGAGCGCACGGUAAUGCUGGUGGAAUCACACGACAUUGUCGCUGACUGUAGUGACAAUGUUGGAACGCGCUACCUCCUAAAUGACGUAUGCUUCCUUGGCGGGAAAACUCUGGUCGUAGCGGCGGCCUUAGGGACUGAGGGUUCCCUCGCACGUUGGAAUUACGAAGAUGGACCGUGCUUUCGCUGUGUGAGUCCGACCCCGUCGCAUCACGAAUCACGCCGCAAAUGCACCGAUCAUGGAGUCCUUGGCCCGAUACCUGGUGCGCUCGGUGCACUACAGGCCCUAGAUGUUCUGCGCUGUCUUGCUGACAUGGGAGACAAUGGUAGUUCUGUACUCCGAAUCUUCGAUGGGCUUUCCCUGCGUCCUUUUGGGUUACCUCAGAGGCGUCGAAACUGUGCCCUCUGCGGUGAUAACCCGAGUCUGAUAUCGCUCGCCGAUUCUGAGCGAUGGGCUCGGAAUCAGGGUCUCAGUGUUGAUUCCAACUACCAAAUGUGCCAUUUUGGUGCGUUCCCCGUCCCUCCUCUUGCCCCUCUACCAAGGCACAAUGAAGCGACGGCUCUCGACCUCAAAGCUGCACUUCAGAGCUCAAGGCCGUGCGUUAUUCUUGAUGUCCGCGAUUCCAUCCAGUUCACGAUCUGCAAGCUUCCCGGUGCCCUCUCGCUCCCCUUGCGCGGAAUCCUAGAGCAACCAGUUGUCACAACGACAAAAGUACGUGACGCGAGCAGCAGCCAUAAUCCCGACCUCUUCGUGCUUUGCCGCCGCGGCAUCGACUCGCGAUUUGCAACGCAAAUUCUCAUCAAGCUUGGCUUUCGAAACGUUCGGAAUGUCACCGGUGGCCUUGAUGCCUGGCGCCGUGAAGCUGACCCUACAUUCCCAGUGUACUGACGUCGCUAGGGGGCAGCGAAGCCCAGACGCUUCGGGGCCGCUUCGGCUUGCGACUUUGGCUGGGUCGGUCUCGGGUCGGUUUGCUGACAUGGUGAGAAAAUAAGUGGGCCUGCAAAGUUACAAAGUGGGCCCUAGUUGACACGCUUAAUUGACAUUUCAACGACCAACAUCUGCAACCUACAUCUAGGCCAACCAUCGAAUCCCGGCCGACGC
Molecule: messenger RNA, 1439 nt
Organism: Aureococcus anophagefferens
Lineage: Eukaryota; Pelagophyceae; Pelagomonadales; Pelagomonadaceae
Exons: 4
Coding region: 15-1226 (403 amino acids)
Biological process (GO): protein urmylation; tRNA wobble position uridine thiolation
Cellular component (GO): cytoplasm
Molecular function (GO): nucleotidyltransferase activity; URM1 activating enzyme activity; thiosulfate-cyanide sulfurtransferase activity
Source: RefSeq, a predicted model, not a curated record